Molecule: messenger RNA, 1337 nt
Organism: Myxocyprinus asiaticus (Chinese sucker)
Lineage: Eukaryota; Metazoa; Chordata; Actinopteri; Cypriniformes; Catostomidae
Product: thioredoxin domain-containing protein 12-like
Exons: 7
Coding region: 42-566 (174 amino acids)
Cellular component (GO): endoplasmic reticulum
Source: RefSeq, a predicted model, not a curated record
CGUGACGUCAGUGAGGCAGCUCCAGGCUAACGACAGUCGGAAUGAAAAUGUCGUCGUCUUUACUCAACAUCGCGCUGGUUUCAAUUAUACCGGUUUUUCUUGCAUCGCAUUUUGGAGAGGUGUCAGCUGAAGGGGAUGGACGAGGGUUUGGUGACCACAUUCACUGGCGGAGCCUUGAGGAUGGGAAGAAGGAGGCUGAAGCAAGUGGACUGCCUCUGAUGGUGAUUAUUCACAAGACUUGGUGUGGUGCAUGUAAAGCACUGAAACCCAAGUUUGCUGAAUCGAAAGAGAUCUCUGAGUUGGCCCACAACUUUAUCAUGGUUAACUUAGAGGAUGAAGAGGAGCCAAAAGAUGAGACCUUCAGUCCAGAUGGCGGUUACAUUCCUAGAAUACUUUUUCUUGAUCCCACUGGUAAUGUCCACUCUGAAAUCACAAACAAGAAUGGGAAUCCCAACUACAAGUACUUUUACAGCAAUGCAGAUCAAGUUGUGACUAGCAUGAAGGAAGCUCAAGAGAAGCUGACUGGUGAUGCCUUCAGGACGGCUCAUAUUGGAGAUGAACUGUAAGAAGUUCAACAUGGAAAGAUCUCAGCCAAUACACUAAGUCACUCCACUGGCCACACUAGAUUAAUCUCCAACCUCAACUUCUCUUGUCAUUUCAUUUGAACUGCUGUGGCACAAGAUUAGCUUCAAAAGUGAAGGAAUUCAGAAUGCAUCUAUAAAGUACACAGCUUGUGGUAGGUUGGCUCAUUACUUUGAAAACCAAAGCAUACUUUGUCCAUUUCACAUAAAGGGUGCUAAAAAGGGUUUUUUCUGCUUUUUAAAACAUUUACAGCUUACAUUAUCAUUAUAUGUUGAAAACCUAAUAACAUGAUGGUAUAGACCCUGAACUGCAUUCACAAGGCACUCCACAUUUUGUCAGACUAAGAAACACCCUGAACACACCAGUAAAGCAAUUCCAUGUGCUUCCAAGCCUUAUCUUGCAAGCUGCAGUGCAACAGAGCCAGUUAGCCAUUAUGAAGGGCCUUAUAAUACACAAACUUUACCUGCCUAGAAACAAGCAUUGGGGUAAGUUUUUAUGAGCUCAACAGUCCUGCUAUGUUAAGAUUAGAAAUGUUAACAGUAUUUCUUAAACUUGUGUAUUUAGUCCUCCUCAAUAUAUGGAGUUGCCUUUGGUUUUUAAAGACACAUUUUUACUAUAGACCUGUGAAUUAAGACCUUUAAUGUAAACUGAAAUUUCUUAUUUUUUUUUUUUUUUGGAUCGAGAGGGAAUUUUCUUUGCCAUACUGUAUUUUUUACCAAUAUGUAAAACGAGACAAAUAAAGUUGAUAGAAAAUA